GAAAAACUUUCUCCUCUCUAAAGCAGUGAUGCAGCCUGACCUCUUAAAACCUGCCCGAGUCACAUCCGUCACACAGAUGCGGGCUGCUUUUUAACAGAUGAUACGUCUCCAACCACAGGCGCUGCAGAAGAACAAAGUUUGUAUCACUGAACGAGGAGCUUAAACUUCAGCAUUAGGAUGUGGGUCCUUGAUAAGAUAAAGAGCAGCAUGGAGAACAUUCCUCUGGAGCUAAAUCACUACAAGGGGAGGACUGCAGAAGACACCUGUGCCAGGGACAAGCUGCACAACAAUGUCAUCACUCCCGACAGAAUCCCAGAGUUCUCACUGCCCCCGAGGCUCUACAAGAGGAGCACUCUUAUAGGAGAGGGAGAAAUGUUGGCCCAAACUUGUUCCGCAAACCAUUCAGGAGGUACAAUGCAGCUAAAGAGCAAGGAGCAACAUGUGAUUGGUGUCAAGACUGUGAAGAAACCUUUACCUUUUUGUGCAGAGGCCUAUGGCUUAGCUGGAAUCUCCGAGAGCCCAAACACUCGAAGGAAAGAGUCUUUGUUCCACAUCAGGAGCCCAACUUACAUAUUUGAUAGAGACACAUCAGAGAUAAAUCAGUGCAAGACCACCUCAGGUUUUUCUCUUCUCUCAAACUCCUCCCACUUCAGCCCAUCUGCCCCCCCUCUGAAAGGUGCGGUGUCUUGUCCUUCACUCAUUGAGGGUAAAGGUAGGUGGCAGAGCCGGGAUACAAGUCUGACAACUUCUAUCAGCAGCCCACCAAGCCUACAAGACUCAUUCACCUUAGCUCCUCCACUUGCUUUCCCUCUGGACGUCCUCCAGUGCCAGGAGAGGCUGCAGAAGGAGCAUGUACUACCAUUGCAAGGCCGUGGUAAAGUUUGUCUCUCAGCAGAGCAUUUCGCCUCUUUGUCUCUCUGCACGAUCAGGAUCCGUGUGGUGUCGGUGGAAGGCCUGCGAGAUGAUAGCAGUCCACCGAGUCUCAAUUGUGCAGUGAGUGUGAGUUUGACACCAGGAAAGCUGCAGCAACAGCAGAGCGCCACAGUCAAGAACUGCCGUCGCCUGAUUUUCAAUGAAGAUUUCUUCUUCACAGAGCUGAGUCAGGAGGAUCUGCAGCAGCUGAAGCUGCGCUUGAAAGUGAUGGAUAAAUCAACAGCCGGCGCUCUGAGAAGGGCGACAGUGAUUGGAGUGGUCAGCAAACCACUCUGUCAACUGCUUCCUCUGAGAAAUGAGCCACACGAGAAAACAUGACCUGAAAGUAGUUUCUCAGCUUUUGAUAUUCAUUCAGAUGGGAAGUAUUGUUAAAAACGAAUGAAUUGUCAUAGUCGUUUUGGAAUGACUGGGCCUAGGCAUGACCCUAUAAUUUCCACAUUUUUAUUGUCGUAUUCAA
Synchiropus splendidus (mandarinfish) is the source of this 1390-nucleotide messenger RNA. RefSeq names its product C2 calcium-dependent domain-containing protein 4C. The transcript is spliced from 3 exons. Lineage: Eukaryota; Metazoa; Chordata; Actinopteri; Syngnathiformes; Callionymidae. The coding region runs from base 178 to 1251 and encodes 357 amino acids. The record is from RefSeq and is a predicted model, not a curated record.